AAAAAAGAAACAUGUGGAAUUGUUCCAAAUAAAGUGUCCCGACGUAGCUGAAUUAUAUAAAAGAUAUUUGGGUUAUUAAAAUAAAAUUGUUUUGGAACAGAAAAAGAAAUUUACGAAAAAAAUGGGAAUAUUAACAAGCCUUGGACGAGUGUACGUUGUCGUUGUAAAUAUAAUAUUUCUCGUGUUAGGAUUGUCCCUGCUGGGUGGAGGUCUGUUCAUCAAGUUUGGGGACAAAUACACACAGGUUUGGCUCAAUGCCGCGAAAGAACAACUCCAGACUGCAUUGUCAAAAACCGGAGUUGACCAAAACUCCAAUGUUGAAAUUGACAUGAACGCCCUACUGGGGACGGUGGCCAUCAGUCUUAUAGUGAUCGGCGCAGUGCUGACAAUACUGUCUUUCCUGGGCUGUGUCGGCGCGUGUUGUAAAGCCAAGACCGCGCUUACUGUGUACGUUGUGAUCUGUUCAGUUUUGCUGGUUGUGGAGAUAGUUGGCGUGAUUCUGCUCUACGCCACUGAUACCAUCGACGACAUGGCGAAAACGAAGCUCAAGUCAACCAUAACUAAAUCGUACUCUGGGCUAGCCGGAAGUGACGUCACUACUGUUGCGUGGAACAUAAUCAUGAUACAGAUGAAGUGUUGUGGUGUAGAUGGCUACAAAGAUUUCGAGAAUGGAAACUCCUGGGACCUCAAGGAGACAACCAACCCCGCGAACAAGGUGCGGGUGCUCAAAAUGCCUGUCUCGUGUUGCAAGUCACUUCCGCAAUCUGACGACUUAAGCUGCGCCCAGACCGUCAGUGACACGCUGAAUUAUCACGAUACGGGUUGCUAUGAUAAAGUGUGGGAACUAACAAUUGCGAACCCUGGGUACGCCAUUGGGGUUCUGUGUGGAGUUGGGAUAUUCCAGCUACUCUUGAUCGUGUCGGGAAUCGCCAUCUUGGUCAUGAACGAUGAUGCCAAGGUCAGGCCUGCCGGCCGUCCCCAGCGGAGAGAGCAAUGGUGAUGACGUCAUUGUCACGUGACUUUUUGCGCAGACAAAGCAGUGUGCGAGUUGAAAACUUUUGGACAUUGAGCAUACACUCGCGUGUUGAGUGUUUUACUCUUCCUCGGUUUUAUUCUUGUUUUUUUUUUUACUUUUACAAUAUGGAAUCGUAGCGAACUGUGAUAAAAUAAAGCAUAUAAUAAAUUAUUUAGAUAGAUAAAAACAAUAUUAACAAUUAUAAUUAACUGCUGUUUCCAUGGAAGCAAACAAUUUUUAGUGUUUUUUUUCCUCUUCAUAACGCAAGUAAAUUCGUAAAAAAAGACAUUGAGUCAAUUGUAUUCUCUUCACCUAAAGGGACUCACUGACAUUUUUUAUGUUGAACUUUUAUUUUGAAAUUUGUCAAAAUUGAUUUAUUUUACUUACAUUUUAAACAAACACCAGACAGGAACAGACACAUACAUCAUAUUAAUUUGGUAAAUCUAAGCUAUAAAUCAAUUUUUCAAAAGCUUUUAAACAAACUAGAGCAUAUAUAAUUAAAAUAUUUAUCAAAAUGCGCCAAAAUUUGAACCGUUGAGGAUUUUUUUUAUUAUUGAAACACGCAUUUUGUUCAUAUUGAACACAAACGUAAUUUACUGGAUACCCGACGAUCGUCCCUCUAAACCUCUCUAUAUGUGAAUCUGAUGUUUCCUUAAUAAAGAUACAGAACCUCUAA
Mya arenaria is the source of this 1691-nucleotide messenger RNA. RefSeq names its product tetraspanin-18-like. Lineage: Eukaryota; Metazoa; Mollusca; Bivalvia; Myida; Myidae. The transcript is spliced from 9 exons. Gene Ontology annotation, cellular component: membrane. The record is from RefSeq and is a predicted model, not a curated record. The coding region runs from base 122 to 1000 and encodes 292 amino acids.